AUGACGAUUCAUUUACGUGUGGUCUGUGUAAUGAGGACUGGGUGUAAUACCCAAAUGAAACUAGCAGAACUUAUUUAUAAGCUCGUAACGAUUAAAUUAGACUUUGGUGGAAUCAAUUUGUGCAUGAAGGAGAAAAGAUGGGUUAUCUUUAGACGAGAGGAGGAUCCAACUUCUAUUCCUGUUGAAUGGAUUAGUUGGCUGAAUGGGCAGCGAAAAAGGGCUCCUUCUCCAGAGGAAAUGGCUGAACUUGAAGCAAGGCGUGAACGUGUGAAGCUUAAUGUUGCUCUUCUCAAGAAAGAAGAGGAGGAGAAGAAAGCCAGAGUAGGCACUGGGCGCAAAAUCGUGACCAUCGGUAAAGUUGAUGGUCCAGAUUUGACAAGCUUUGUUCGCCAUUUUCCAGCGGAUUCAAAAGGUGAUAAACCAGAGGAAGGUAGUGAAGAAUCAGAUGAAUCAAGGGUCAAGGAACAUGAACCCGAGAUAGUUAAUGCAGAAUCACCUGAACCAAAGACAACAGAGCCAUCAGGGUCUGGAUCAUCGUUUAGGCCUGGGACAUGGCAGCCACCAUCCUAA
Arabis nemorensis is the source of this 570-nucleotide messenger RNA. Lineage: Eukaryota; Viridiplantae; Streptophyta; Magnoliopsida; Brassicales; Brassicaceae. The record is from the annotation of a GenBank genome assembly.